Molecule: messenger RNA, 1347 nt
Organism: Micromonas pusilla CCMP1545
Lineage: Eukaryota; Viridiplantae; Chlorophyta; Mamiellophyceae; Mamiellales; Mamiellaceae
Exons: 1
Coding region: 1-1347 (448 amino acids)
Source: RefSeq, a predicted model, not a curated record
AUGAUCAUCGAAGAGACGUCGCCGUCGCCGUCGCCGUCGCCGAGCGUCAAUGAGGCCGCGACGACGCUGACGCGCAUGGAGCACGACGCGCCGCCCGCGCCCGUGAGCAAGAGCCCGAGCCCCGAGCGCCGGCCCGUCGCGGAGCAACGCGACGAGGGGCUUUUCAAACGCGCCGCGGAGUGGGCGUCGAAGCAGGAGGACAGGGACGCCGCGGUCAGACGCCGACGCGAGGCGGUCGCGAGCUUCGAGGCGAAUGGAGGAAUGACGUGGUUCCCGGAUCUCGAAGUCGGCGGCGGCGGCGGCGACGACGACUACGACGACGGCUUCACGUCGACGGACGACGACGACGACGACGACGACGACGACGACGCGCCCUUCGGCUUUCUCGACGGACCCGAGCGACGACGCGCCGCGUUCUGGGCGAAGAAGCGCGCGACGAGCGCGAAGAAGGAGAGGGACGGCGUCCAGGACGCGUACAAGACCUCGCGCGUCGCCGCGGCGCGCGCUGUGACGUUCCCGAGCCCGGUGGAGCAGGUGGAGAGGAUCGAGUCGCGUGAGUCGCCGAAGAAAGAGGAGGACGUCGACGACGUGCCCGAGUCGCCGACGAAAUUCGACUUCGACAUGCCCGAGUCGCCGACGAAAUUCGACUUCGACAUGCCCGAGUCGCCGAAGAAGGUCGAGCCGCCGCCCGACGUCUUCGCGUUCGCGGACGUGACGCCGACGCAGGAGAUCCCGGACGAGGACGACGUCGCGGACGACGCGCGGUCGCGCGGCGUCGAGUCGCGUCUGAUGAAAAACGUGACUCAAAGGAAGCGCGCGUCGCCGUCGAGCUACGACCCGAACGCGUGGGCCGACGAGGUGCGGCCGUCGCGCGAGCCGGGGAUCCUGCAUAGGCGGGCGAAGAAGACGGCGAAGAAGACGCAGAUGAUUCAGGAGAAGCGGACGAAGACGUCGGCGAAGUCGCCCGGCGCCGCCGCCGCGACCGACAAACAUCGGCAACCGCUGAUGGAUGUGCUGCGGGACAACCUCCUCGACGCGCCGGCACCCCGGCUGCGUGUUCGCGCUUCGGCGUGCACGACGCCGCCGCCGAAAUCUGCGCCCGCGCGUUCUCCUCCGCGCGUCGCGGCGGCGGCGGCCGUCGCUUCCCUGCGCACGACGGCCGCGUCGCCCGACGAGUCCUCGAAGGUACACACGCUGCAGAGCAUCACGCGCGCGUUCGCGUCGACGGUGGAGCGCCUGGAUGAAUUACGCGAGAGCAACGUCAUCGAUUCUGAUGAGUUCGAAGCGAUGAAGACGACCGCGAUGGCGUGGUGGACCAGGAUGGUAGAGUCGUCGGAGUCGGAGUGA